AUGUUUUUGUCUAGAACCUUUGCCAAGCCCCAGUUUGCCCGUUGUUUCUCUGGCUCUGCUGCCAGAUUCGUUGCUGUCGGUGAUAAGAUCCCUUCGGCCACUUUGUUUGAAGGAAGUCCAGGAAACGAUGUCAACUUGGCUGAAGACGCUGCCAGCGGCAAGGCUGUUGUCAUCGGUGUUCCAGGAGCCUUUUCUCCUGCCUGCUCCGCCUCUCAUGUGCCUGGAUACCUCAAGAAAUUGAGAGAAUUCAACGACAAGGGCUACACCAGCUUCUACGUGGUAGGUGUUAACGAUGCUUUCGUUAUGAAGGCCUGGGGAGAUUCUCUUUUGGGUCACCUCACCGGCACCAACCAGGUGAGAUUCUUGGCUGACCCCAAGGGAGAGUUUUCCGAGGCUUUGGAUACUCUUUUCGAUGCGUCUAAGUUCUUUGGCAACUCCAGAACCAAGAGAUUUGCAUUGUUGUUGGAGGAUGGUGUUGUGACCAAGACGUUUAUUGAGCCUGACAAUGUGUCUGUGGAGGUUUCCGGGGCAGAUGCUGUUCUCAAGGAAGCCUAG
Molecule: messenger RNA, 555 nt
Organism: Sungouiella intermedia
Lineage: Eukaryota; Fungi; Ascomycota; Pichiomycetes; Serinales; Metschnikowiaceae
Source: the annotation of a GenBank genome assembly